Sphaerulina musiva SO2202 is the source of this 1352-nucleotide messenger RNA. RefSeq lists its product as uncharacterized. NCBI's taxonomy places the organism in Eukaryota, Fungi, Ascomycota, Dothideomycetes, Mycosphaerellales, Mycosphaerellaceae. The record is from RefSeq and is a predicted model, not a curated record. Bases 76 to 1122 code for a protein of 348 amino acids. The transcript has 2 exons.
CGCGCAUCAAUAGGACAGCAGACAUUCUCCCUUAAUUAAUCACCCGACCAAUCACCACUCUUUCACCAAGGAAAAAUGUACUCCGCUGCCGUCGUCGCCGCCAUUGUUGGCUCCGCUGCCGCUCAGGCCUCAUACGGCGCUCCAGCAUCAGCAUGCCCUGCUGCCGGAGACAAGGCCGCUGAUGGUCGCUACAGCUGCAACCCAGCACACUCUUACCCUGAUGGCCAGACCUGCCAGGCCAGCGAUGGCUGCUACUAUCUCGUCAACCAGGGCCCAGGUGUGACUGCCAGCGCCUCGAGCUCCGCCUCGGUCUACGUCGAUGUGCCAGAGUACCGCACUGCAUCCGCGUCUGCAUCGGCCUCUAACUACGUCGACGUCCCAGAGUACCGCACUGCGACCUCGUCUGCCCCAUCGGCUGCUGCAUCAUGCCCUGCUACAGGCUCUGCUGGACCUGAUGGACGCUACUCGUGCAACCCAGCACACAGCUACCCUGAUGGCCAGACCUGCCAGGCAGACAACGGCUGCUACUACCUCGUCAACCAGGGCCCAGGUGUGUACGCCAGCGCCUCGAGCUCCGCUUCGGUCUACGUCGAUGUCCCAGAGUACCGCACUGCGACCUCGUCUGCCCCAGCGGCUGCUGCAUCAUGCCCAGCCACAGGAUCUGCUGGACCUGAUGGACGCUACUCGUGCAACCCAGCCCACAGCUACCCUGGCGGCCAGACCUGCCAGGCAGACAACGGCUGCUACUACCUCGUCAACCAGGGCCCAGGUGUGUACGCCAGCGCCUCGACUUCCGCCUCGGUCUACGUCGACGUCCCAGUGUACCGCACCGCCACCGUCUCUGCCAUCACGACCUACUGCCCACAGCCAACCACCUUCGUGCACAGCGCAUCGACCUACGUCGUCACUGCGGCUACUACCCUUACCAUGGCCUGCCCAGGUGGCUGCGUCGUCACUGAGUCUGCCACUGCCCCAGCUGGUUACAUGCCAACUGGCGGUCUCAUCCCAGGUGCGCCAAAGAACGGUACUGGAAACUCCCCAGUUGCCUACACUGGUGGUGCCGCUUUCGCCACUGGUGGCCCAUUGGCUGUCUUGGCCGCUCUCGGUGCUCUCUUCUUGUAGAUGAUGAAGGAGGGAUAGUGUGGAUAAGAUUAUUGUUGUUGGCGAGGAGAACUCACUCUUAUGUCUGCUGCCUUGGUGGCUAACUUGAGGGGUGUUUGUGUUGGAGGUGGUGGAUGGGUAAGAAUGUAAAUGGGAUACAGAUACGAUCAACAUGUUGUUGCAUAUACAGAAAUCGGGUACAACAGAUAGACUUCUCGUAUGGUUACAACGGAACGGCGAAAAGAAUUGUG